Messenger RNA from Photinus pyralis (common eastern firefly), 1400 nucleotides. It is a transcript of the gene Nemp, whose product is annotated as nuclear envelope integral membrane protein 1. Lineage: Eukaryota; Metazoa; Arthropoda; Insecta; Coleoptera; Lampyridae. The coding region runs from base 130 to 1362 and encodes 410 amino acids. The record is from RefSeq and is a predicted model, not a curated record. Gene Ontology annotation, cellular component: nuclear envelope. The transcript has 8 exons.
UUCGUUUACUCUCUCUACACUGUUUGACGUUGUAUCUGUUUUCUUUCUCGUAUGAGGCUAUUUUUACGGUUAGAAAAAUCACAUCCCUGGAUAAAAUUGUUCCCGCUUCUUACAAGGGAUGAAUUGUGAAUGUUGCGAAUUUCUACUUUAUCAAAUAUGGCAGGAAUAAAAUGUUGUACAACUUUAUUUCUGAUAUGUUUAUUUACGCGCUGUAUCUCCUCGACACAGUAUCGACGUACUGUAAAGUACCUAGCUCAAGGCCCCUACAACAUUGCCCAGAAAGAUUCCUCGGAGCUUGUUAUGUUUUGUUACGAUGGUAAACCAAAGAGCAUCAUAUAUUUAUGGCAAAGCAUUUAUGUGGACCUUGAUUUAAAACCAGAAAGUUACAAUUAUUAUGAAGGACCGACACCUGAUAUUGUGUACGGGGAGUACUUGGAACAACGUUCCAGUUGGAGCCUUAACUUAUUUGCUUGGAAACAGAAAUCAAUUAAGCUUGAUCCUUUCAAUCAAACAUGUUUAGGGAUUGAUACUAUGCAAAAGUAUAAAAUCUCAUUACAAGUUCUUAGAUUCGACUAUUGGAAGUUCCUCUGGUUAGUUUUAGGAGUGUUGCUUUUCUUUAAUGCAGGCACAUUAAGCAAAAAUACAUUGUUUUACUAUAUUUGCGGAGUUUCGUUUGGAAUAUGUGCAUCUUUCUUGAUAUUAAUUUAUUUUUUCAGUAGAAUGUUUCCAAAUCGUCCUUUAGUAUACGGUGUUGCAGUAUUUGGAUGGACUAUAGGAGUGUACAUGUUAGAACUGCUACGUGAAAAUAUUAAAAGUGUCGUUUUGAUCUACUACGAGUACUUAAUCUGGUACACAAUUAUAAUGGGACUUAUCAGCUUUGUAGUUUGUUAUCGUUGGGGUCCCGUAACAAAUGAACGCACAAGGAACCUAAUUCGUUGGAGUCUACAAGCAUUGGGUUUGGUUUUGGUCUUAAACAGCACACACUUCCAGGAAGCGGCAGUUGGGCAGAUAGCCAUUAUUAUUUUUAUAUAUAACUUUCCGACAAAGUGGGUGACGAGAUCAAAGACAUAUUGGAGGCGAAAAUUUCCGCCAAAAACUAAACGUUUAACCAACGCAGAGUACUAUCAAGAGGGUGUUAAAGAAACUUCUGAUGCUUUGGAAAAUCUGAGAAAGUACUGCUCUAGCCCAGAAUGCAACCAAUGGCAAACUGCACUUAAGUUGAAGGAUGUAAAAAGGUUUGCAUCGUUUAUACAAGGCAAUUCGCACUUGACUGAUGCAGAAAUUUUAGAAUAUGAAUCUUCAGUGGCAACAACAGAUGUAACUGAUGAUGAAGAAGAUUUAUUUACAGAUGAAGAAAUGUAAAGACUGAUAGUGAUAAUAAACGUUAAUUCUUUCACAAA